This is a messenger RNA of Acanthamoeba castellanii str. Neff, 720 nucleotides long. Its product is annotated as Znfinger in Ran binding protein and others domain containing protein. Gene Ontology annotation, molecular function: RNA binding; transcription coregulator activity. Bases 1 to 720 code for a protein of 239 amino acids. Gene Ontology annotation, biological process: regulation of DNA-templated transcription. Gene Ontology annotation, cellular component: nucleus. The record is from RefSeq and is a predicted model, not a curated record. Lineage: Eukaryota; Discosea; Longamoebia; Acanthamoebidae. The transcript is spliced from 2 exons.
AUGAACAAGACGACGUCAGUGCCGCGGAAGCCGGGCGACUGGGACUGCCCCAACGCAGCCUGCGCCGAAAUCAACUUCGGGUCGCGCGUGGCGUGCCGCAAGUGCGCCGUCCCCAGGCCUCAGGCUGCCGCAACCAACGCCACGACCAACGCCAUGUCGGUACCGCGCAAGCCGGGCGACUGGGACUGCCCCAACGCAGCCUGCGCCGAGGUCAACUUCGGGUCGCGUACGGCCUGCCGCAAGUGCGCCACGCCGAGGCCCGAGGGCCUGGGCUUCAAUGCCACCAACGGCGGCGGACGGGGCAGGGGCCGUGGCGGCGGCGGCAUGGCGGUGGCGCUACACACGGGCAACGGGACCCACGUGACUAUGGUGUACCUCCAGUCGCUCGAGACCAAGGCGGCGUCGCUCGCGUCGCCCGGGUCUGACUCCAGGGACGCGCGGCGGCUGGUGAAGGAGGCGGCCACCGCCGAGGCCCAGCGCUGGGCGCAGGACUACUGGACCACCACCGUCGCCGAGCAGGACGACGAUGAAGAAGGCGGCGUCAGCACCACCACGCCGGGCCUGGUGCGCCUGGAGGUGGGGACCCAUGUGGGGCGCCAGCAGCAUCCACGUCACUGGAGCCCUCGCUGGGGCACCACGGCGCACAUCAACCUGAAGGGCAGCCCUGCGUCAAUCCUCAACUCCCACGUCGACCUCUUCAACGGCUGGGUCCUCCUCUGA